Molecule: messenger RNA, 5419 nt
Organism: Balaenoptera acutorostrata (minke whale)
Lineage: Eukaryota; Metazoa; Chordata; Mammalia; Artiodactyla; Balaenopteridae
Gene: TBC1D8
Product: TBC1 domain family member 8
Exons: 18
Coding region: 189-3056 (955 amino acids)
Molecular function (GO): calcium ion binding
Source: RefSeq, a predicted model, not a curated record
CGCGCGGGCUGCGCGGGCCGCGAGGGGCGAGCUGCGCCCGCCGCGCUCUUCGGACUCCCGAGCGCAGGGCGCCGGCUGGCUGCGCUCCCCACCGCCGCCGCCGCCGCCUCCUCCUCCUCCCGAGCUGGCUCGGCCCGGCGGCCGGGGCGAUGUGAGCCGGGGCCCGCGGGCGCGGCCGGACCUCCGCGAUGUGGCUCAAGCCCGAGGAGGUGUUGCUGAAGAACGCCUUGAAGCUCUGGGUGACUCAGAAGAGCAGCUGCUACUUCAUCCUGCAGCGGCGCCGCGGGCACGGCGAGGGGGGCGGCCGGCUCACGGGUCGCCUGGUGGGUGCCCUGGAUGCGGUGCUGGAUUCCAACGCCCGGGUCGCUCCGUUUCGAAUUCUGCUCCAGGUCCCCGGCUCCCAGGUGUAUUCUCCCAUAGCAUGUGGUGAGUUACUGAGUGGAUCGGACGUGUACUGGGCCGUGGCCACGGGUGCCACGUUGGAGGAAAUAAACCAGCACUGGGAUUGGCUAGAGCAAAACCUCCUCCACACCUUGUCUGUCUUCGAUAAUAAAGAUGACAUCGCCAGUUUUGUCAAAGGGAAGGUGAAGGCUCUGAUCGCCGAGGAGACAAGCAGCAGGCUGGCCGAGCAGGAGGAGGAACCCGAGAAGUUCCGAGAGGCUUUGGUGAAGUUCGAGGCCAGGUUCAACUUCCCGGAGGCCGAGAAGCUGGUCACCUAUUACUCGUGCUGCUGCUGGAAGGGCAGGGUGCCCCGUCAAGGCUGGCUCUAUCUCAGCAUCAACCACCUCUGCUUCUAUUCCUUCUUCCUGGGCAAGGAGCUUAAACUUGUAGUCCCUUGGGUUGACAUCCAGAAGUUGGAGAGGACGUCCAACGUCUUUCUGACGGAUACCAUCCGCAUCACCACACGGAAUAAGGAGCGGGACUUCUCCAUGUUUCUGAACCUAGAUGAGGUGUUCAAGAUCAUGGAGCAGCUGGCUGACGUGACACUGCGAAGGCUGCUGGAUAACGAGGGCUUUGACCUGGACCCAGGUCUGCAGGAGCCCAGCCAGAUCACCAAGAGGGACCUGGAAGCCAGGGCGCAGAACGAGUUCUUCCGGGCCUUCUUCAGGCUGCCGAGGCGGGAGAAGCUGCACGCCGUCCUGGACUGUUCCCUCUGGACCCCGUUCAGCCGCUGUCACACCGCCGGGAGGAUGUUCACCUCCGACAGUUACGUGUGCUUUGCCAGCAAGGAAGCUGGCUGCUGCAAAGUCAUCCUCCCGCUGCGAGAGGUCGUGAGCAUUGAGAAGAUGGAGGACACGAGUCUGCUGCCGAACCCCAUCAUUGUCAGCAUCAGGAGCAAGAUGGCCUUCCAGUUCAUUGAGCUCGCGGAUCGCGACAGCCUGGUGGAGAGUCUGCUGGCGAGGCUGAAGCAGGUGCACGCCGACCACCCCGUGCUCUACGACACCACGCGGGAUGAGGACCUGACUUCAUCUGUGUUUCAUUCAGCAAGCAUGUGGGGUGACCACAGGUUUGGGCGUAUUGAGAUGGUGUCUUCUCAAAAUAGCGAGGAGAGGGAGAAGGAGAUGAGCCCGCAGCUGCACCCUGAGGCCCUGGUUGCCGGUUUCCGGCGGUCGGGCAGCCAGAGCCCCGACUCGAGACUGUCCAGAGAACAGAUCAAGAUGCGACUGUGGAACGACCACUUCGUGGAGUACGGCAGGACCGUGUGCAUGUUCCGGACGGAGAAGAUCCGGAAGCUGGUGGCCAUGGGGAUCCCUGAGUCGUUACGUGGCAAACUCUGGCUCCUUUUCUCUGAUGCCGUCACUGACCUCGCCUCGCAUCCCGGUUACUAUGGCAACCUGGUGGAGGAGUCCAUGGGAAAGUGUUGCCUGGUGACAGAGGAGAUAGAACGGGACCUGCAUCGCUCCUUACCGGAGCACCCCGCCUUCCAAAACGAAACGGGGAUCGCUGCUUUGAGGAGAGUCCUGACGGCCUAUGCCCACCGGAACCCCAGAAUCGGGUACUGCCAGUCCAUGAACAUCCUGACCUCCCUUCUGCUGCUAUACGCCGAGGAGGAGGAAGCCUUCUGGUUGCUGGUUGCUGUGUGUGAGCGGAUGCUGCCCGACUACUUCAACCACCGAGUCAUUGGGGCCCAGGUGGACCAGUCGGUGUUCGAGGAGCUCAUCAAGGAGCAGCUCCCCGAGCUGGCGGAGCACAUGCACGACCUCUCGGCCCUGGCGUCCAUCUCCCUCUCCUGGUUCCUCACGCUGUUCCUCAGCAUCAUGCCCCUGGAGAGCGCGGUGAACGUGGUCGACUGCUUCUUCUACGAUGGCAUCAAGGCCAUCUUCCAGCUGGGGCUGGCCGUGCUGGAGGCCAACGCCGAAGACCUGUGCAGCAGCAAGGACGACAGCCAGGCCUUGAUGGUCCUCAGCAGGUUUCUGGAUCACAUCAAGAGCGAGGACAGCCCUGGACCCCCGCUAGGCAGCCACCAUGCCUUUUUCUCGGACGGCCAGGAGCCCUGUCCUGUGACCGACAUCGCCGACCUGAUCCGGGACUCCUACGAGAAAUUCGGAGACCGGUCUGUGGCGCAGAUUGAGCACAUGCGCUGCAAGCACAGGAUGAGGGUCCUGCAGGGCCACGAAGACACCACAAAGCAGAACGUGCUCCGAGUCGUUAUCCCAGAAGUCUCAGUCCUUCCAGAAGACCUAGAGGAACUCUACGAUUUAUUCAAGAGAGAACACAUGAUGAACUGCUACUGGGAGCAGCCCAGGCCUGUGGCCCUGCGCCAUGACCCCAGCAGGCCCUACGCGGAGCAGUACCGCAUAGACGCCCGCCAGUUUGCGCGCCUGUUUCAGCUCGUCUCGCCGUGGACCUGCGGGGCCCACACAGAAAUCCUCGCUGAAAGGACUUUCAGGCUCCUGGAUGAAAACAUGGACCAUCUGAUCGAAUUCAAAGCAUUCGUGAGCUGUCUCGAUAUUAUGUAUAAUGGAGAAAUGAAUGAGAAAAUUAAACUGUUAUAUAGGCUUCAUAUCCCUCCAGGUGGAACAAACACUAGUGGGAAAAAAAGCAUAACUCACUAAUGAGGAAGUAUGCGGAGGACUACAGGUUUGAAUUUGUGCGCCCGCCGAAGAGUGAUGUCUUACUUGCCUGAUGGGAGGUGGAAAACCAAACAAAGCACAUCAGCCUCUGGCCUCAAACACCCGCCUUGUGCAGAGAGCGUCGGAACUCUGCGAGGGUCAAACAGGAGGCAGAGGGCUUUGUCAGAUCACUUGCAAAGGUAUCUGAUGCAUCUCGGGAAGCAAAGAAGCCCUAAGCCCAAGGCCUCACAGUUUUUGAAGAGCUCAGUUUAUUGGCUCCAUGGUGACUACAGCACUGUUUAGCAAAUAGAAGAGAAAUAUUCCAGAUGAUCUGGUACCAAAUUCGGUGAUGGAGGGAUGAACAGUAUUCUAGAAGACUACUGAAUCGGGAGUUUUCACUGCAAAUUGCUAAAUCUGUACGUAUGGGUCAUUUCACUCAGCUAAUUACACUGAUUGGACAUCCAGAAGGCCAUUUCCUGGAAGAACAUUAGAUUCAUUAGGAAGAAGCAUCAAAACAAGCUACCAAGAAUGACAUACCAGAGUUGGUAAAUGAACACAAACGAACGAGGCACUGGAGGCCUCCUGUAAAGACAGCACGCUGAGCGGAGCUGACGGCACGGUUCUGCUCCUCCCGGGAACUCUGCGAUUCGGGAAAUAUGUUGCUGGACUUGCAGAGCAGCUCCCCAAAAGGUGUCCCUGCUGGUCUGGAUCCACGUUUAAGUGACGUUCUUAAAAUGCUGAAUCUAAUAAAAUUCGAGCAAAGGUCAACUUAUCACAGGAUCCAAAAAUGAUAGUUUACAUCUAAUAACUUAGGCAGUACUGAUGUCAGCUACAUCAGAAAUGAUACCAGGCACAUUCGAUUGGGGGAAAGACAGCUUAGGCUAGAUGAAAGUCUGUUCUUUGUAUUGGGAUCCUGAGUUGAAAAUGUCACUUGAGGGUUUUGCAAAAUAUGAAAAGUGUAGAGUAUAAACCUCCUGAGAAACAUUUUGUGAAAUUAAAAGAUUGCACUGAGCUUUUUAAAAGAGAAAAGCUAGGUGCUUAGGAUCCCUAGUAUCGUCCAGAUUGUCAAGAAGCCACUAAAAUGGGAUUUAUGGUCCCAGCAUCCAGUACUUGUUGCAGCUCAGGUGAUUUUCUUAUAGUAGAUAUCUGAGACGCAAGUUGGAUACUUUGGUUGAUUUUCCUAUCAAUGCCUUGGUUAUAUUGGAAUUCCUAAUUAAUCCAAAUGCAAGUCUGUUCCCUUAGAAAUUGAUUGCUGUUUCUAGCCAACAUGGAGGGGCAGAAGGGGGGCAGUGUAUGGCUUUUCCCAGAAGGAAAUAUGUUGGAAAAUGGUAUUAUUUUGAUGCCUGUGGUGUCAACUGUGUCUGAAGGCCAACUUGUGUUGAAAGCAGUCUAUGUACUCUUCUGCCAGAGAGAAGCAGCUUUCAGCUGAACUGGCUUUUUCCCUCCACAAGCAUCCCAUUUAGAAAGUGCCGAGGUAGCAGUGAUGAUGACAGCGUCACAGGGAAUGAGUAUGGGCACCAACUAAUGAAAGUGCUUGAAGCCGCAAGGAGGGUGUCCUGCUCGUGUCUGUUGAAGCGAUGUACUUUCCCAGACGUGCACAGACAUGUGAGAUCGGGAGCUUCAGAUAACCAAAUACAAAUCCUCCAUCCAGUUUUAACAUGUGCAGAAUGUGAAGUGAGACACGGUGAAAGCUUUAAUAGAACUGUCUCUUAAUCCAUUUAUAGUCUUGAAUUAUGAAUUACACAUAUAUUGGAAUGUAAAAAUGUUACAUUUAUAAAAGCUCAAAUAUCUCAUUUUAAAAGGUUGGAAGUACAUUUAAAGGUGGUAUAAACUCAGUGGUUACUGUUUUUCCUUAUGCACUGUGUCUUACAUUUCUGAUAGGAAUAGAUAGCAGCAUGAGUGUUUUCCAGUGAGCGCCAAGACUCCUCCACUGUCCCGUGUCCAGUCCGGAUGCUGGUGCUUUCUGUGUGCAGGGACUGGAGAGAGGUUGGCUGGCCUUUCUGGCUCCUUGUCACUGUUGACACUUGACCUGCCUCCUUUCUGGACACUCACCCAUCCCUUGAAUUAAUCGUUCCUGUCUGUGCUCCCAUGAUAUUUGUGUGUUUUGGUUCUUCUGUUAGAGCAUCUUCUUAGAGUGACUUGUGUACACGUUUCUGUUUGAUACACUGAGCUCUUUGAGGAUAGGGACCCAGUAUCCGCGAGACAUCCCAGCGGCUAUUACUUGGGAAGCCAUUUCUAUCGUGACUGCCCCAAGUACCAUCCAGGGUUUGUAAUUUUCUUCCUAUUCAGUUUGAGUGGAUUCUCACAUGCGCCACUGCAUAGAAUUUGUUUUGGGUAAAGUUGGAAAAAAACGACUCAAUAACUUU